Molecule: messenger RNA, 627 nt
Organism: Pisolithus orientalis
Lineage: Eukaryota; Fungi; Basidiomycota; Agaricomycetes; Boletales; Pisolithaceae
Product: Tim17/Tim22/Tim23/Pmp24 family-domain-containing protein
Exons: 4
Coding region: 1-627 (208 amino acids)
Biological process (GO): protein import into mitochondrial matrix
Cellular component (GO): mitochondrial inner membrane; TIM23 mitochondrial import inner membrane translocase complex
Molecular function (GO): transmembrane protein transporter activity
Source: RefSeq, a predicted model, not a curated record
AUGGCUGCACCGGACUCACAAGACUCACAGCGGACAAUACAGGACGACCUACGUUCGGUCAAGUUUACUCACGAGAACCCCACUGUCCCCGUGGAGGGUGGUGCGGUCACCGCAAAUGACCUCCUGCUGGCUGCCUAUGACCCGGCGAAAUUACAUCCCCUCGCUCAGCUUGGGGACCAGUUAGACUAUCUUGUACUAGAUGAUGCAAAAAAGAACGAGUUGCCAGGGGCCGGAACAGCCAUACCUUCUCGAGGUUUCAGUGAUGAUCUAUGCUACGGAACGGGUACUAUGUACCUCAGCGGCCUGGCCCUAGGUGGCCUUUGGGGUGUGAGCGAGGGUGCCCGACGACCAUUAGCCGUAUCAAACAUGCGAUUGCGGAUCAACAGCAUACUCAACUCUGUCACGAGAAGGGGUACUUUCAUAGGUAACUCGGCUGGCGUGUUAGCGCUGGUUUACAACGGAAUCAACUCUUCUAUCGACUCUUUCCGCGGAAAACAUGAUACUGCGGGUAGCAUGGCAGCUGGAGCUUUGACAGGCGCUCUGUACAAGUCGACCGCCGGAGUCAAACCCGCACUGGCUGCAGCGACUCUGAUUUCGGGACUUGCGGGCGUAUAUGGAGUUAUGUGA